GAUGUCAAAUUCAAAGUUUAAAAUCAAAUGUGAACCUUUGUGGUUGUUUUUAUCAUAAUUUUAUAAAUACUGGCAUGUAAAAUGCAUUUAGUAAAGUUGUUGUAAAUGAAAAUAACAAAAACCCUUGACAAUGAUGACGACUUCUGAUGAAAAACAAGCUUUAUUUGUAGCUGUUGACAAUGAAUUGUUUGCAGAAGUUAACGAGGACCAUGUAUUUAAUAACUCAUUAGAAGUUAUUAGAAAAUGUACGAAGCAAAACAUACACGACACAUCUUGGGAUCAGAGUCAUUAUAUAAGUGCUACUUCGAUUAGAGAGUUCAAAGAUAGCAAACGAGAAUUGACUCCUCCGUAUAUGAGUAUAAUAAUUGAUGCAUGUCCAACGGACAGUAGAAUGGAUAAUAGCACACAGACGGAUAUCUUAGCUCCAAAUUCAGAUCUAAUUGACGUAGAUUUAUCGUUCUGUAAAGAUUUUCAUGAAGAUGAUUCUUCAUCAAAUGACGGCACUGAAAGAUCAACAGCUAGUAAACGAUGUAGACGCAAUUCUUUUGACGAAGCUAUUGAAGCAAGACCAAGGAAAAAGACUAAAUGUACAACCGACUCCUGUACAUCAAGUAAUAGUGAUGUGACUGAUUCUAAAACACAAGAAUCUUCAAGCCGAUUAUGCUCCGAAUCUGAUGUGUCAUUUAAGUCAAUUAAAAGUAAUUAUUCUUAUAAAUCACGCAAGGGACGAAGGAAAUCUGACUCCAAUUUGAUCCGCGAUGUAUUGCAAAGAUCCAGGAGAUUCAGUAGUAAUAAUUCUAAUUACUCCGAACACAAUACAUCAGGAACUCCUAGAAAGGAAAAAUCGCAUCGUCGUUCCAACCGUACGAAAGUAUGGAAGAUCAUGGAUAUUUGCACUUGGAUUGGUAAAAAGGGUUACCAGUCCAUAACGGGAUUAUAUUCCGAUGUACUUCGGGAAAACGUUAGAAACAAGGGAAUAGAAAGUAAUUUGGUGGAGCAAGAAGUGAAACAACUGCACAAGUUUGUUGAACAAGUGGACGAGAAGCAUACGCUGUGUUCAAACAAGUUAGCUCGAGAGAAUGAAGAACUUCGCGAACAGAUGAAGGAAAUGAUGAAGAAAAUUUCGAAUUUGGAAUGCAAGCUUAGCAGUCAGCAAGUAGCAUUGCCACCAAGUCCGCCAUGCGUGCCCCCUCCGCCGCCGCCGCCGCCGCCUCCCCCUCCCCCUCCCCCGCCGCCACCGGAGAGGAAGCCCUUGGCGCGGGCACACACCAUUCCCAGAUGCGGAUCAGCACCACCCAGGAUGACACCACGACUCUCCAUCACUCCGCAGGACAUUGCUAACGUGAAACUGAGGAAAGCCAAGGACAACCCUGUACGACCAAAACCCAAAGAUGACAAGCAGCCCCUGGUGACGCAAGAUAUACUGGAAGCGACUAAAGCUAAACUCGGCCGCAACCGCCCAGUCGCCGCUUCUACUCCUAAACAACAACUUACGGAACUGGAAAAGUUGUUACAAGAAUCGACAGUGACGUCACUUUACCGACGCCGAGUGACGCGCGGCACGUUUCGAAAUGGGGAAGAGUUACGCGCGCGACCGUACCCUGCUUCUCGUUGUGCACGUUCCCCACUCUCUCCUCGCUCCCCACGUUCUAACUCCAUCUCCCGUAACCCCGCUUCCGCUUCCCCACUCAAGUUCCCGAUUUUUUGUCCCAGUACACCUAAUAAAUGACUAUUGUUAAUCUACAAUACGAACAGUUCGAAUUUUAAAACUAUAGUAUAUUAGCCUGUGGUGAUCGGAUAAUCGUCAUUUUAAAACAGAUUGUUUGCCCGUUCUCCUACCACAGGUAAUAUAUAGACUACGGCAAGCAAGUUGAACUAAAAUUGACAAUUGUCUGCGCAGAUCCAAUUAAAAACAAAAGUUUUAGACGCGUGCUCUGGUUGUCAGUUACAUUAUAGAUGUGAAAUAAUUGAAAAUUUUCUUACGCGAUUGUAAUGGCGUCAAAGUGUUGCUAUGGUUACUCGUGACACCUCUUAUUGCAUAAAAUGUUACUGCGCAUAGUUCAACUUACAGGCCACGACCUUUAUACUCGUAAGGCUGUGCCUAUGAUAGGCAACCAUGAAGUAUACAUAAGUAUACUAAUUAUACCAAGAGAGCCGUGAUAACCCAGUAGACAUGACCUCUGUAUAUGCUUCCGGAGGGUGUAGGUUCGAAUCCGGUCCGGGCAUGCACCUCAAACUUUUCAGUUAUGUGCAUUUUAGGAAAUUAAAUAUCACCUGUCUCAAAUGGUGAAGGAAAACAUCGUAAGGAAACCCGCAUACAUGAGAAUUUUAUUAAUUAUUUAAUAUCUUCUUCAGGAUGAUAUUAUUAUAAUAAAUCGUGUUCAGCCUAGACGCUUCCUGGAAACUUUUCACCAGUUAUCUUAAAAAUAUAAACUUCAGGAAUGUUUGGUUAAAGAUUCCCACAAAGCUAAGCGGUCUGGACUAUUUAGAAGAAGAAACUAUAAAAUUAUACGUUACCUUUAAAUUCCACGCUUUUGUUUAACGAAAUAUUUUUUAAUACGACUAAUAUAGUAAUUAGUCCGAAACACAGUGUUAAGACCACUCUUACCCACGUACGACAGGAGUCCAGUGGGAUUCAAACGCACGAUUUAACGUGUGGAUUCCGGGCCUUUUACCGUGGAGCUAUUGAGUCUUAAGUUGAUUACCGUACUCACCUAGUUAUGGAAGGAACAUGGGCUUACAAGUGACUAACUUCCAGCUUUAAAAUGACCGUCACAGGCUCUCGGUUUACUAGGUUUUAAUGUUUUAUGGUUUGAUUAGUUUUAUGCAUUCUGGUUCAACAGGUUUGAAUUUAGAAUUCAUUUUAGACAAAUAUCUUUUUCUUAUUUUAAGACGGCUUUGAUCUUGUUAUCGUCAAUGAGGCUGGCGAUUUUCUCCUAUAUUUUGUUAUUUAUGAAUAAUAUGAUCAAAAUACAAAUUCUCUUGUACGAGCAUACCUACUGCGGGCUUACUCUUCGUAUAAUAUUAAACUGUUAAAGAUUUAUGUUUGUGCAUUAUUUAAAACGAUAAACAUACAUUCAAUAUGACUAGUUAAAGUAUUUUCUUCAUGUAAAUAAUUUUCCAGAAUCUAGAGUGUAGGUAAAAUUACCUAGGACUUUCGAUAACUCUAAGAAUUAAUGUUAUAAAAUUCUUUAGAAUCCAAUCACAUAUUUUCUUUUGCAGAUAAAAUGAAGCCGUUAUUGUACAUUUAUGAAACAAAUAUGAGAAAAAACAAAAUUAAUUGUUCAUGUACACGCUGAAACACAAGUGAUUGUGAUUAAUAUAAUUAAUAAUUAUAAUUAACGAUUUGGUAUUACUAUACCUACUCGUUAAUUAUAGUAAGUUGAACUAUGCAUAGUAACCCCUUUUCGGGUGCCUCGAAUAACCCUAGCAACACGUUGAUACCAUUACAAUCAAGUACGUUUUCAAUCAUUGGACAUCUCUUAUGUACCGGACAAUGACGGAGCACGCGUCUAACACUUUUGUUUGUAAUUGUACCAGCGCAAACAACUGUUUUUUUUUGUUCAACUUACUUGCCGGGGUCUAUACCUACACAUAAUUAUUUUCAUUAACAUUGUUUUACUACAUGUUAAUAUGUAUUUUUUUGAAAAAUACCGUUAAAUUAUAUAUCGAUUAAUUGCGGAAAGAUGCAUAAUCAAUUUCGAGCCCAUCGGCCCGGCAAUUUUUGAAAAGAAAAAUAGUUGAGUAUUUUUUUGAAUUUGUGUUAAAUAGGCAAUGAGCAAGUAAUCACUACUUUAUUUAAAUA
Bicyclus anynana (squinting bush brown) is the source of this 3805-nucleotide messenger RNA. RefSeq lists its product as uncharacterized. The transcript has 6 exons. The coding region runs from base 131 to 1729 and encodes 532 amino acids. NCBI's taxonomy places the organism in Eukaryota, Metazoa, Arthropoda, Insecta, Lepidoptera, Nymphalidae. The record is from RefSeq and is a predicted model, not a curated record.